Messenger RNA from Sipha flava (yellow sugarcane aphid), 1059 nucleotides. Its product is annotated as SCAN domain-containing protein 3-like. The record is from RefSeq and is a predicted model, not a curated record. The transcript has 3 exons. Lineage: Eukaryota; Metazoa; Arthropoda; Insecta; Hemiptera; Aphididae. Bases 1 to 1059 code for a protein of 352 amino acids.
AUGGAUCGAUUUUUAUUAAACAAUCGUAAACGUGCGAGUACUUUAGAAGACGAAGAAAUUUUACCAUCAACCAGUCGCGAAAUUAAUGGUGAAGAGAGACCACUAUGUGUAUUAUGUAUGAAAGUUUUGGCACCAGAAUGCAUGUUGCCGAGUAAAUUGAAGCGCCAUUUAGAAGCAAACCACAAGUAUACGAUUGGAAAACCUCGCGAUUAUUUUAUUAGAAAGUUAAAAGAACUAAAACAGGAAAAAAGUACGUUUUUCAAGAAUGCAUCAAUACCAACCAAUGCUUUGAUUGCAUCUUAUAAAGUUUCCUAUAGAAUUGCGAAAUGUAAGAAGCCCCAUACCAUUGCAGAAGAGCUUAUCUUACCAGCUGCUAUAGAUAUGGUAAAUAUUAUGGUUGGUGAAUCUGCUGGGAAAUUACUCUCAAAAGUGCCUUUAUCCAAUAAUACGGUUAGCCGCAGAAUUCACCAUAUGGCGGAGGACCUUAAUGAUCAAUUGAUAGAAAAAAUCAAAGAAAAGGAAUUCGGGUUGCAGCUGGACGAGGCUACGGAUAAUAAUAAGGAUGCUCAUUUGAUAUGCUAUGUUAGGUUUAUAGAUGGUGAUGACAUGGUAGAAGACCUACUCUUUUGUAAAAAUAUUACGGCAAGCGCUAAGGCCCAGGACUUAUUUGAUAUUCUUAAUAAUUUUAUGUCAGAAAAUAUGUUAGAUUGGAUAAAAUGCGUCGGUGUUUGUACUGAUGGCGCUCGUUCCAUGUCUGGCAGUUAUGGAGGAUUACAGUCACUUAUUAGAAGCAAAGCCCCUGAUGCACUGUGGACCCAUUGCAUUAUCCAUAGAGAAGCACUUGCGGCAAAAUAUCUAAGUCCUGCGCUGAACCAAGUGCUAGAUUUUUUCAAAAAAUUAUGUGAUGAUAUGGGAGCUGAACACUCAAGUUUGUUGUAUUACAGCAAUGCACGAUGGCUGUCUCGUGGUAAUGUUUUAUCACGUACGUUUGAACUGCGGCAAGAAAUUUACAUAUUUCUUAAAGAAGAAGGGCACAAAUAUGCCAAUGAUUUUUUCUGA